Drosophila kikkawai is the source of this 3806-nucleotide messenger RNA. It is a transcript of the gene mirr, whose product is annotated as iroquois-class homeodomain protein mirror. Gene Ontology annotation, cellular component: nucleus. NCBI's taxonomy places the organism in Eukaryota, Metazoa, Arthropoda, Insecta, Diptera, Drosophilidae. Gene Ontology annotation, molecular function: DNA-binding transcription factor activity, RNA polymerase II-specific; RNA polymerase II cis-regulatory region sequence-specific DNA binding. The record is from RefSeq and is a predicted model, not a curated record. Gene Ontology annotation, biological process: regulation of transcription by RNA polymerase II; cell development; neuron differentiation.
GUUGCUGCCGCUGCCUGGCUGCUUUGCGCUGUUUUUCGAUUGUCGGUUGUCGUGUAAUUCCCAUUUGUCGUACACUUUGUAGUUGCCCAAGAAACUCAUGUUAGUCUACUUUUGACUGUUACGCAGAUUGUUCGUACCGCUCGUGUCCGCUGUUCGCUGUUCGCUGUGCGCUGUGCCGUGUGCUGUGUGUGCUGUGAAUCUGUGCUCUCUGCCCGCCGCCGUCGCCACCGCUCGCCUUCGUGGUGCGAGCUGGAUUCAGAUACAGCCGCCGCCGCCGCAGCUCCAGUCUGAGAUACGUCGCAUCCUCCGGAUAGCUGCGCCCGCUGCGUAAGCUCCAUCUCGGUACCGAUUCCGAUUCCGAUCCCCCUGUUCGCCAGCCGUCGGAUUUCACGGAUUAACGUAGUGCCCGCCCGGCGAUCGAACCGAACGACACAAAAAUCCUUAGCCGUCGGCAAGUGCAACCACUAAAGUGAUGAAAAGAUUACAAGAAAUUCUUAAAACAAAAUAAAAACACACACAAGAAACUCACAAAAUAACUGAAAUACAUAUAAAAUAAACCCUCUAAGAUAUCCCUUAAACGAAACCCACAUUUUAUUUCCGAGUGCAUCGCGCGGAUCCCCACCUCGUGAUCGUGGAUCGUAACAUUAAGAUUUGCUUUAUAGUUUUAGUUAAAAGCAAAAAUUAAUAUUAAAUGACAGUGCACAGUAAUGAAACCGGUAUCUGUUUAGUAAUGAAUGCCGUUUCAACUCACCUUGCCACCUCGUCGCCCAACACGCCUCCAACCAACGCUCCGCAGAGUCCACCGUCGACCCUGCCCACGCUCGCCUGUCCCGCCGCCCAGCCGCUGAGUGCGCCCGGCAUCUCCGGGCCCGGCCACAGUGGCAUGGUGACCUCAACGGUGCCGCCGGGUGCCCGCUCCACCUCUCCGUGCGGCCCGACCGCCGGUCUGCCUGCCCUACCGCUGCCGCUUGUCGGUGGACCGCCGCCGCCAGGAGGACCCCAUUCAGCGGGACCACCGGGAGGAGGAGCGCCAGGAGGAGGACCCGGUUCGGGAAACCGCUGCUGUGAUACGGGUCGCACCAUCUAUACGGAUCCGGUCAGCGGCCAGACGAUCUGCUCCUGCCAGUAUGACAUGCUUAACUACCAGCGUUUAGCAGCCGCCGGAGGCGUGCCCCUCGGCGUCUAUCCGGAGGGCAUGUCCGCCUACCUCUCCGGCAUUGCGGCUGAUCAGCCGCCGUUCUACGCAAAUCCGGCUGGAAUCGAUCUGAAGGAGAACCUGGUGGCCGGAGCCUCCCCCUGGCCAUAUCCCUCGAUGUAUCAUCCCUACGAUGCGGCCUUUGCCGGCUAUCCGUUCAACAGCUACGGCAUGGAUUUGAACGGAGCCCGGCGGAAGAACGCCACCCGCGAGACCACAUCCACGCUGAAGGCCUGGCUGAAUGAGCACAAGAAGAACCCGUAUCCGACCAAGGGCGAGAAGAUAAUGCUGGCCAUUAUCACCAAGAUGACGCUGACGCAGGUGUCCACGUGGUUCGCCAACGCGAGAAGAAGACUGAAAAAGGAGAACAAAAUGACCUGGGAGCCCAGGAACCGUGUCGAUGACGAUGAUGCCAAUAUCGACGAUGAUGAUGACAAGAACACGGAGGAUAAUGAUCUGUUAGAUGCCAAGGACUCUGGUGUGGGCUCCACGGACGACAAGGACCGCAGCGGUCGUCUUGGCGACAUGCUGGCCGACCGACCCGGCGAGAGCAACAACAGUGAAUGGUCCGAGUCCCGCCCGGGUUCGCCCAACGGCUCCCCAGAUCUGUACGACCGACCUGGUAGCAUGCCACCCGGCGCCCAUCCGCUCUUCCAUCCCGCCGCCCUGCACCAUCACUUCCGGCCACCGGCGGGCUCGCCCCCCGACAUUGCCGCCUACCAUCACCACCAGCAGCAGCUGCUGCAGCAGCACCAGCAGGCGCAGCAGAAUUCCCUGCAGACGGCGGUGGGCGGAACGGCCAAGCCCAGGAUCUGGUCACUCGCAGACAUGGCCUCCAAGGACAGCAAGGAGUCAAGCUCGGGGGCCAAGGAUAACCUCGCGGCGGAACUGCCGCCCACGCAUCCCGGCUUCUAUGGACAUCCUGGCCAGCAGCCGUCGCCGGGCAAGAUUCUGUCGCCGCUGGCGGCAAGGAUACCCAACUACUCGCCCUAUGUCCGCCCGGAUCUGUAUCGGGGAUUCUAUGGACCGGCGGCCGCGCACCUGAGCGCUCCGACGCAGGAGUUCCUGGAACAUCAGCGCAGCUUCGGGGCCAGUCUGGCAGCGCACAACGGACCGCUGGGCAUGAAUCCGCUGCUGUGGAAGGCGGCAGUAUCGGGAGCCGCCAAUGGACCGCACUUUGCACCGCUUAGUCUGACCACCUCGGGUGGGGGUGGAGCAAGUGGGGCCCAACAUCAGGUGGCGCCACCGCCAGUGGCCUCACCCUCCGCCUCCAGUUCGUCCUCGUCCAUGGGCUGCGACGUGGUGCACAUACCGACAAGCAGCGGCCAGUCGGCGGCACAGCACAUGAUGGGACCAAUAUCCAGCAACUCCACCGCCUCGUCCUCGUCCUCGCACUCUGGCAAGAUAUCGCCCGGCGUCAAUGUGACCUCGCUGAGUGCAAAGCCAUGACAUCCAUCGGCAUCUCCGGAUCCUGAGACGACGGCGCCAUCGGUUGCCUCGCCCAUCUCCGCCUUCCGCUCGCUGAUCGCCUUCCGGGAGCAGCAGAAGCUGACGCUCCUGCGGCCGUAAUCCGAUUCCAGAUCCAGUUUCGAUUCCGAUUCCUAAUCCGACUUCGAUGCCCGGGCUUGAAAGGUAUAAUAACACUUUCGGACAAUAAUUUACAAUGUGAUUAUUCGGUAUUUUGAUUAACGCCGCUUAUACCAAAUAGCAAGCAAAACCAGCUGAAACGCAGCGGUUCCCUUGGCAUGGGCCCCCAAAAAAGAAAAUAUAUACGAAAAACACUGAGAGAAAAUAUAAGAAUUGAAAUAAUGAAACGUAAACGUAAAGAUUGGAACACCCAACAACAACCGCUGCUGCCCCAGAGACGUUGUGCAAUUUUGUGGAGAAGAAGAUAAUCCAAAAACCAUUUGAAGAUAUGUACGUUAAUUUAAUUACUUACAACUUAUGCAAUCAGAGCUUAUAGGAUGUAAAUUGGAAGAUAUAUAGAGCAGGGGCGACAUCAAUGAAUACAAUACAAUGCAUAUACCCGACCACUAACACGUAUAUAGCCGAUAUAAGGCGGCAGAUCCGAGAGAGAAACCCACUAAAUUGUAGAGCACACUUCCUUGGCGGCCAGGUCUUCUCGUCUCUCUCCCUUCCUAUAUCUCCCACUCACCUGUGUAGAUCCGUACGGAUCCUGUAUGGUUUUCUUCAAGUUUGAGUUCACAGCCAGGCGGAACUUUACCCGAGAAACAUAUCAACCCCGAAGUCUGCUGAAAAAGAAACCCCUUAACCCCAAGCCCGAACCCAAGCCAAAUGUACACGAGCAAUCAUUGAUUUAGCUGUUAUUGUUUUUAUCGUCUUAAGUUACCAAUUUGUUCCUGUCGUUUAUAAAUUUAAUUUAUUUUACUUCGUAUGUACCAUAACUUCCCUCGAUGUGCGUGUAAUUAUUUCCUAAACUAGAGAUCCGUGUAUUCGCUGUACUUUAUGCACAAGUUGUAAGUAUGUGUAAGCUCGCGUAACUGUAGCGCCCUAAGCGUAGUGUAAAUUAGUAAAACUGUAUAUACUUAUAAUAAAAAGAACGAUAAUGAGACACAUUAAACAAAAGCCACAAUUAUUGGUAUAAAUAAAA